Thlaspi arvense is the source of this 1951-nucleotide messenger RNA. Lineage: Eukaryota; Viridiplantae; Streptophyta; Magnoliopsida; Brassicales; Brassicaceae. The record is from the annotation of a GenBank genome assembly.
AUGGCUGGCGGUUCAAAACGGCACAAGAACGAAAGCGGGAGCGAAAAUAACGCGAUUGACGUUUUCCCGCUACUAUUAUCACAUUCCAUUUUCACUGCUUUCCACAUCAAGAGACUGAUUCGCCAGUACAAUUGGAUCUCAAUUCCGCUUCAGAUUGUCUUUUGUGACCUAACAAUAAUGCCUACCAUCGCCGGGCCGAGUUUGUCUUCUCACAAGCACAUCGUAUCCGCCGGAUCGGAGAAAUUCGAGACCCUUGAAUCCGCCGUGUGUGAGAGUGAGACUCCUCGGAAGCGAAAGCUGAGAUCGAAUUCCGGGGACGAGGCGGCGGCUGUGGAUCUCCUUUCUGGAAAUUCGGUAUGUACGCCGAAGAAAUGUAAAGCUCAUCGACGAAAUGCUGUUUCCAAGGAAGUUAGGGAAGGCUCUGAUGAAAAUCUGGCAGUGGAUCAAUUAUCUGAUUGUUUAGGCUCUGAAUCUAACUGGAACCCUAGAGAUGAGGAGCAAAGGAGAGCUGUGAAAGAGGCACUGCACGUGUCCAAAGCACCGUUAACAAUAGUUUGCCGUGAGGAUGAACAAAGACAUGUUUUCGAGUUUGUGAAAGGCUGCUUAGAUCAGCAGAAGUCUGGGAGUUUGUACAUAUGCGGCUGUCCCGGAACUGGAAAAUCACUGUCCAUGGAGAAAGUAGUACAGCAAGCUGGUGAUUGGUCGAAGCAGGAAGGUUUGCCACCUCCGGAUACACUGUCUGUAAACUGCACGUCGCUGACAAAGACAACAGAUAUUUUCAGUAAGAUACUUGGUGCAAAUGAGUCCGGAAAGAAAGCUGAUGGCUACUCUUCACCACUGGAACAUCUUCAGGUUUUGUUUUCUGAAAAGCAAGAAUCGUCGAGCUCAAGAAUGAUGUUAAUAAUUGCUGAUGAGAUGGAUUACUUGAUCACAAAAGACCGAGGAGUUUUGCAUGAUCUUUUUCUGCUUACAACUUUGCCAUUUUCAAGGUGUAUACUUAUAGGGGUUGCAAAUGCAAUAGACCUUGCAGAUCGUUUUCUUCCAAAACUGAAGUCCCUUAAUUGUAAACCUCUGGUUAUCACUUUCCGUGCCUAUUCUAACGAUCAGAUCCUUAAGAUACUAAAGGAGAGGCUUAUGGUUCUCCCAUACGUUGCAUUUCAAUCAAAAGCCCUGGAGCUCUGUGCAAGAAAAGUUGCGGCUGCAUCGGGUGACAUGAGAAAGGCUCUAUGUGUCUGCAGAAGUGCUUUAGAAAUUUUAGAAAUAGAAGUAAGAGGAUUGUCUGGCCCAGAAUCACAAAGUCCAACUCCAGAUGAUCAAAUGGUGAGGAUGGAUCAUAUGGCUGCUGCAUUAUCUAAGACGUUUAAAUCUCCAGUAGUCGAAACUAUCCAGUCUCUUCCUCAACACCAACAAAUCAUAGUAUGUUCUGCUGCAAAGGCUUUUCGAGGGAGCAAAAAGGAUGCAACCGUUGUAGAGCUUAAUAAGUUAUACCUGGAAAUCUGUAAAUCUAGGAUGAUCUCUCCAGCUGGAAUUACAGAGUUCACCAACAUGUGUACAGUGCUAAACGAUCAGGGGAUUCUGAAAUUCGUUAAAGCUCGUGGGGAUAAACUAAAGAGAGUUAGCUUGAGAGUAGACGAAUCAGACAUUACGUUUGCUCUUCAGGGAAUACGAUUUUUCCGCAACUGUCUUCUGUGAGAGAAACUUCAUUCCUACAUCUUGUACAAACGAUAGCCGAAUAAGUUGUAAAAGCAUGGAUAGACACUUUUAUUAGAGUAAUUUAUGUAUUAGUAUGAACACUUGAGUUGUAAAAUCGCGGAUAGGACAGGAUAUGUGUUCGUAUAGGUUUACAAAAAGUCUAUAAUUCGAAAUAGAAUACUGUUAUUAAUCGGACAUUUUCUACACGAGAAACUUACACUAGUAUAUCUAGUUAUAUGACAAGUUGCUUAAUUUUGAG